This is a messenger RNA of Aspergillus welwitschiae, 868 nucleotides long. RefSeq lists its product as uncharacterized. The record is from RefSeq and is a predicted model, not a curated record. The transcript has 2 exons. NCBI's taxonomy places the organism in Eukaryota, Fungi, Ascomycota, Eurotiomycetes, Eurotiales, Aspergillaceae. Bases 1 to 498 code for a protein of 165 amino acids.
AUGCUAUGCGAUUGGAUUACUUGGGAUACUGAUGAAAUUGCGCCUCGGAGGACCAUGUCCAAUGGCAUAAAUGCCUCAUUCAUGGCUCUGGCCGGCUAUUCGGCAGCGGCACACCGUCACCGUCAUCGCCAUCGCCAUCGCCAUUCACAUAUCCGCGGCAUCUUGCUUACCAAUUUCAUGGCCGAUUGGUCCUUCAUCUCCGAUCGUCCGGUCUACUGCGCCCUGUCAUUAGUCGAAUGUAGCAAGGUUGCGGUGCUACUUGUUGAAGCUCGGCUAUAUUCUGUGAUGGCAAACUCCAUGGGCUGGUCGAUUGCAUUGGCUGGGUUCAAAGUGAAAUGGAUACAACAAUCAUUUUCCAGACUCAUGGCGCGUGAGGCGCGUGAGCACGAGUACAGGACAGGGAGGGGCUUAGUCCAUGGCCAUCCGGUCCGGCUUUGGGAGGCGUGUUACUCCAUUGAAGCCCCAAUCAUGGGUCUUGGAACUUCAGUCGGCCCCUGAUCUGCUAGCUAUAAAUACCCUGGUCCAGCUCGACAAAAUCAUUACGCAGCUACGCAGACAGCAUAAUCCAUUUCCCAACAAUUUUGUCCCCAGACUACUUCCCACUUUUUGCUCAUUUUUCCAAGAUGGAUCGCCAGAUUUCUUAUAAUGGUGCCUUAACUUCCUCUUCUUUACCCUGCAAUUUCCCUGGCUCACGUUCCCCAACCCUUAUGAAGCACCCAUUGCCUCCGAAACCUCCAAUUUCCAUGUACUUCCAUGCCUACACUCCCUUUUCCCCCAGCCUAAGACCGCAUUUCGCGACGUGGCAGCUCAGCACGUUGAGCAUGGCAAAUCCAUCCCUGCGAAAAAUAGCCAGAACAGGCCCUUUGCG